Stylophora pistillata is the source of this 1021-nucleotide messenger RNA. RefSeq lists its product as uncharacterized. NCBI's taxonomy places the organism in Eukaryota, Metazoa, Cnidaria, Anthozoa, Scleractinia, Pocilloporidae. The record is from RefSeq and is a predicted model, not a curated record.
AUAAAGUUGGUUUCAUCGUGACCCUCCCAUCCCCCCUUCCCCUACAAACAAAACCCUAUACUCUACUUUCUCAGCACAAGCUUCAAAGUUGACUCGCUAAAGCCUUGUUAGGGAUAUCUGAAAAGCUCCCAUAGAAAUACAAGUUCAUUAAGCCUUUUCUGUUCCUUAAAUUAUCAUUGGCUGCAGCUUGGAUUAUAAACUUACCAGUUAUGCUAAUUUCUCUUUAAUGGUAAUAACAUACUUUAUAAUCAGGACAAAUAUCAUUGAUUUAUGGAGGCAUUUCAAUGUUGUUUUUACCAUUUUAUCUAUAGCCUCACCUGAAAUGACACCUGAUGUCAUUUCGGUCUUGCUCAUUUCAACGAACACUGGUGAAAUUCUGGGAGAGACCUGUGUAGAGUACUGUGGAGUGGAGAAGGAAGGGAUUUGGCAGACUAUUCAAAGAAUUACAUCUGACCCAAAUUUACAGAGGAUAUUGUUGCUACUGUACAUGCGAAAUAAUUUAGGUGGAAAGCCUGGAGCCUGUGGUAGUGGAAGAAGAGGAGAUAGUAACAAUGAUGGUGGGGCCAGUGGAGGUGGUGCUUAUGGAGGAGGAAGCAGUGGAGAAGGGGCCAGUGGAAGUGGAUCCAGUGGUGAUGGUAGCAGUGCAACUGGAGUAAGUGGAUGUGGAAGCGGUGGAUGUGGAACCUAUGGAGGUGGAGCUACUGGAUGUCAGUACAAUGCCUCACAACUAGGCUCAGAUGUGGUGAAUGAGUUGUGUGAACUAUUACAAAAGUGCAGUGUCUGUAUCUGGAGGCAGAACCCAUCCGUCAUACAAAAUAAAGGUAAAUACAUCAAAGAGUCAAGGUGAAGCAAGUAUGAAGUUGGCAUCUGAGUAUCAUUAAACCCAGUUACUGGGAGGCUUAAUUUGUUUGGAUUGACUUAGCACCGAUCCUGGUUGGUCAAAGUAAAUGAUUUAGAAGAUUUCCUAGCUAAUAUAAUUUGCAAUGGUAAUUUCUUGGACUUAAAGUGAAGUCCAGUUCAG